GAACACACGACAGUUAAUUAUUGAUAUUUGCUUUUUUGUGAGACUUUUAUCCGAAUAUUUCUGAAAUUUGUGUGAAAGUUAGAAGAAAAGGUUUUUGUGAAUAUCCAAAAUGGAAAGAAGAAGUACAAGAUUAAAUAACACAGCAAAUCAGAAUACUGAAACAUUUCCUGAAAAUCAGGCUGAACAAUAUAUCAGGUUGAAGAAAGACAAAGACGGUUUUGUUGUAAGAUAUAUAGAUGAUACAAUUGGAAAAGGGGUGUUUGCUGAAAGAUCUUUUAGCAAAGGUGAAUUUCUUUUGGAAUAUGAUGGGGAUCUUGUUUCGAACAAAGAGGGAACUAGGAGAUUGGAGGAACACAGCAAUACCUUUGGCUGCUAUGUGUUUUUUUUCAAGUAUGGAGGCAAAAGUUUAAGCAUAGAUGCUACUUUUUCUAAACAAAUGGGAAGGUUUGUUAAUGAUGGAGUUGGAGCAGAUGAGAAUGCUUUAAUGAAAAGAAUUGUUGUGGAUGGGAGCCCACAUUUAGUUUUAUUUGCCAGAAGGGAUAUAUAUAUAGGAGAUGAAAUCAGAUAUGACUAUGGUGAUGUUAGUCGAAACCUCCCAUGGAGAAAGAGACCACUAACAGAUGAAAAAAAAAAUACGACAUUGAAAGAAUGUUGUGUUUCAAUAAGAAGACUGGAGAUUAAAGAUGAUAGUCAUAAAGUGGCAUGCAAUAGAGAGGCAUAUUCUGACAGUGAUAGUGAUAUUGAGAACUUGACAAGGAAACAUAGAGUUUUGAAACUACCAUCUGAUGAUGAAGAUGAGGAGAAACAAGAAUUAGACCUAAGUAAUGAGAAUAAACAAGUAUUGAAUCAACCACCAGAAGAUGAGGAAGUUGGUAGUAAUAUUGGGGUUAGAGAAGUUUUGAUACAACCAUUAGAAGAUGAGGAAGAGGGCAGUAAUAUUGAGGUUGAAGAAGAAAAAUCUGAAGGGGAAACUGAAAAGCUAUUUGUAUGUGCCCUAUGUGAUAAAAAACUAAGAAGUAGAGAAUCAUUUCUGAGCCAUAUGGGUGUGCAUUUCACUGAUAAUAUUGAAAGAAUAUCACCUGCAUUCAAUGAUACUUCAAUACGCAUACCUGCACAAAAUAAGAUGAAUUGUCAGGAGACAGCCAGUUGCAGUGAAGGACCAAAGAAAGCUAGAGGCAGACCAGUGAAAUCAUCUACUGGAGAAAAAAGCAAAUCAACAAGGUCAAAACCUUACAGACCCUGCCCUUUCUGUGGUCUCCUUAUGGCUAGAUUGUCCAAUCACAUCCUUCGCAAACACAAAGAUAUUCCUGAGGUCAAAGUUUUAAAAAGGCUGCCCCAUCAAGAUCAAGUAAAGCAAAUGGCUAACCUGAGGAAAGAAGGUAUUUGGAAAGCUAAUUUAGACCAGGUGAAAAAAAUGGAGGAUGAAGGAUCUCAAGCAGAAGUAAAAUAUUUUAAAGAGAGGGAGCAUGGAGCAGGUCAACUUGCUUACUGUUCUUUAUGUAAAGGUUUUUUAACAAAGUCUUACUAUAAGAGACACAGAUCCACAUGCACUGCAGUUGAAUCUACAACAACUACAGCGAAAGCCUUAGAUCCAGUGCAUAUUGCAUCUCCAAAGUUUACUUCUUCAUUUAACUUUGAUGUUCUAGCAAAAUUCCAUAAUUCUGAGGUAGGAAAUUUAUGUAGAACAGACAAUCUUAUAACAUCAUUUGGGCUGCAGAUGUAUAGAAAUGUGGAGGCUAAGAAAAGUAAAAAAGAAGAAAAAAGAAAAUCAGUUAUGUCAGAUAUGAGGAGACUGGCACAUUUAUUGUUAGAAUUUAGAAAACAAUGUGAGAUAAAUGGUGAUGCUGAGGCUAAAUCAGCUGUAAACAUGUUUGACAGAGGCAAUUUUCAUUCGUUGGAGUCAUCCAUUUUAGCCCUAACAAUAAAUGAAGAAACUGGGCACACAAAAGCAGGGCUAAAAAUCGGAUAUGGCUAUCUCAUAAAGAGAGUUAUCAAAUAUCUCACUGGAGAAUUUCUCAUCCAAAAAAAAGAUGCUGAAGUUGAUGAGAUUAAGCGCUUCGGAGAUCUAUUGGAAUUUUGCUGGCCAGGUAUAUUUGGGGAUGCAGAAUAUAAAAUAACUGUACUAAGACAGAAAGAAUUGAGGAUGCCAUCUCGCCUUCCAGAUGAGGAUGAUGUUAAGAUGUUGAAAGAAUGGCUGGAAAAUAAAAUUAAAGACAUUAAAACGAAAUUCCAAUUUAUAACUUCUAAUGAAUAUGCUGAGAUUAGAGAUUUACUUGUAUGCAGAUUAACACUAUUUAAUGCUCGAAGAGGAGGCGAACCUGCUAGGCUUUUACUAUCAGAAUGGGAUGAUGCAGAAAAUGGGGUCUGGUUUUCGCAAGAUUCAGUGGAAAAGGUGGAGGACCCCAUUGAGCAAAAAUUAUUAUGUGAAUUAAAGAUUGCAUACCAAGCAGGAAAAAGAAAGCUUGUGUCACUGUUAAUACCCCAGGAUUGUUGGGAUGCCAUUAGAAUCCUUGCAGAUGAAAAAGUUCGAGAUGAUGCCGGCAUUGGGAAAGGAAAUAAAUUUUUAUUUCCCACAACUGCUGGUAAAGAUGAACAUGUAAUUGGAUGGAGUUGUGUAAAAAAAUGUUGCAAAAAAGCCAGACUUAGCAAGGACAUCACUGCUACUGAUAUGCGACACAGGGCUGCAACUUUAUAUGCUGCAAUGGACAUCCCAGAAAAAGAGCGCCGAUUAUUUUAUUUACACAUGGGGCACAGUGCAGACAUGAAUAGAGAUGUAUACCAGUGCCCUGAAUCCGUGAGGAUAACAACAUCUGUUGGGAAAGCUCUUCAAUGUUUAGACAGGGGAAACAUGAAAGCUUCCUCAUCAAAAGUUGCAGAGACUGGUCCAAAAAAUCCAGAAAUUACCUUCUCUCUUAAAGACUUUUUGAAUGAACUGGUGGAUGAUAAUGUUGCAGUAAGGGCAAUAUCAGGAAAAGGAUUGAUAGAGGAAGAUGAAGUAGAACAAAGACCAGAAAAAAUAAGAGCUGCAAGCUGCAUGAAAGAUCUGAUGCUACAAGAUGCAGCAAAAGAAUACUUCACAGAUGAUGCUUGGCUGGCAGCUGAAUCAGUUUUUGAUUUACUUCCAGACUGUAGUGAUGAUGAAUCUGAGAGAUCCCACAUGAUUUUAAAUACAACAGAUGUAAGUGAUAUAAACUUAAGAGAUUGUGAAGAUGAACCAUAUUCUUCAAAUGAUUCUAUGAUAUCUGGUGAUACAGAGGAGCAAGUAGAGAGAAGAACAAACAAAAGGAAAAGUUCAACAUAUGAUGAUAACAAGGCUGCAAAACUUCAGAAAGUUCCAACUGAACCUGAGGCAGAAAAAGGGAAAAGUUCAACAUAUGAUGAUAACAAGGCUGCAAAACUUCAGAAAGUUCCAACUGAACCUGAGGCAGAAAAAGGAACAAAAAGAAAAUAUAAAUUAUGGACUGAAGAGAAUACUAAAGUAGUGGAUGUUUAUUUUAAGAGAUGCAUUACAGAUACAUCUAGCUUGGACAACAAAGGGUCAUUGCCAGGAUCAAAAGAUGUAAGAGAGUUUCUUCAGAAGCAUCCAAUCCUUCAAGAUAUUGAACUUAAAAAAAGGAUAACAGCCAUCAAGACAAAAAUCUUCAAUGAUAGAAAAGUUUACAGAGAAAAAAUUUCAAAGAAACUUAAGAAAACCCUCCAAAGUAUGUGAGCAUUCUGAAUAUCAUGCAUUCCAUAUAAUAGAUUGACUUGUAAUAGGCCUCUUAAUCUGUAA
Mytilus trossulus (common blue mussel) is the source of this 3772-nucleotide messenger RNA. RefSeq lists its product as uncharacterized. The transcript is spliced from 21 exons. Gene Ontology annotation, biological process: DNA recombination; DNA integration. Gene Ontology annotation, molecular function: protein binding; DNA binding. Lineage: Eukaryota; Metazoa; Mollusca; Bivalvia; Mytilida; Mytilidae. The record is from RefSeq and is a predicted model, not a curated record. The coding region runs from base 110 to 3709 and encodes 1199 amino acids.